This is a messenger RNA of Bemisia tabaci, 2419 nucleotides long. RefSeq names its product transcription factor cwo. NCBI's taxonomy places the organism in Eukaryota, Metazoa, Arthropoda, Insecta, Hemiptera, Aleyrodidae. Gene Ontology annotation, molecular function: DNA binding; protein dimerization activity. The record is from RefSeq and is a predicted model, not a curated record. Gene Ontology annotation, biological process: regulation of DNA-templated transcription.
GUGAUCGGAAAUCCCCGUGUGCGCGCGAGCCGGGAGGAGUUUAUGGACCGAUGUUGUGCUUAAAGUUUUGUGACUUGCAGUAUGGAGCAGUCGUCGAAUUUCUGGGACCAAAACAACACCAGCCCCGUGUACCCGCACGUUAAAAGUGAAAGUCGCACCCCCACAGAAGAUGAUAAAUCUAAUGCAGAUUAUCCUUUCAAAGAGGAGGAUGCUGUCUUCGAGUUCUGCGAAGGGAAUUUAAACUUCGCUACAGGAGCAGUGAACGAUAAUGACGAGUUCGGCUACAAUAGGAAGAAAAUCACAAGAGACCCAAUGUCUCAUAGAAUUAUUGAAAAACGGCGGCGAGAUCGGAUGAACAACUGUUUAGCUGAUCUUUCAAGACUCAUUCCCGCCGAUUAUUUAAAAAAGGGCCGAGGUCGCAUCGAAAAGACUGAAAUCAUAGAAAUGGCUAUCAAACACAUGAAGUCUUUACAGAGCCGAUCCACUAGUAAUAAAUCACAAGAGAUAGAACGACGGGCAGAAGAGGAACGGCUUCGGGAGUCGCCAGCGCAAAGCUCCGAGGCUGCGUCCAGGGUGAACAGGCCGAGUAGCAGCACCAGCCCCAACACAAUCAUUCCUGAGCACUUCAGGCUAGGUUUCCAAGAAUGUCUCUCAGAGGCCAUGCAUUUCCUCGUAGAGGUCGAAGGCUUCUUUGCCAACGACUCGUUUUGCGUUCAGUUCAUGAAUCACUUACAGAAACAUUGCGAUAAAAUUUUGAAAAGUGACAGAGUGAACCAACCGCACACGCAUCUCAACGAUACGUCGUCGUCCAGUAGCUUGGGGAGCAAGCCAUUGGAUUUAGGAUCAAAUUCUAGCACAGACGGAAGCUCACACCCAACUGGCGACCAGGGUUAUGAUUCGGCCAAUAGCAGCCAACUUAGAGACAUCCUUACCAGUCCUCACUUUUUCAACCACCGUUCUACCACAGUCCGACAGGCACCUCCGUCUCCCACGCUGACGACCAGCUCGAUCGUGGACGGGUACAGUCCAGCGAGUUCGCUGUACAAAUUCAAGAACAACAUCAAGCAACGGUUCAGCGCGGAGCACGCGGUGGCGCCCGAGGCCCCAUCGCCGCUCAUGGUCGGAUCGUCCGGUACAAAUCUGAAGAGGCGCCGGGAUUGCUCCCAGGAGAGGAAGUCAGCCGUGAGCACGGAACCUUUCCUGCCGGCACCACCGUCGUCCAAGUACCAAGCACUCACCACCUACCCCUCCUCCUGUAGCGACUCCGUCAAUAAUAAUUAUAGUAUUCCGAUUUUCGCACUACAUUCCAAAGGCGCUUUCUACGUUCCCUUGACGGUCGACUUCAACACCCUCGCCCCGUUCCUGAACGAGCAGAGUAUCGACAUGAUGAGCGUCAACUUCUCGUCGCUCAUCCUGCACCCAGUCACCAUCUCGGUCAACUUCUGCCAGCAGCCGAUGGGGACCAUCAGUCGGCCGAUGAGACUCUACCCUUCGUCGCCGUCGUUCGUGUCGACCAGCUGCUCGCCGCAGUUGAACCAAACCUGGCCGCAGACCAACGUCGCGUCCAACCAUUUUCAAACGUUACCAAAGUGGGCCACGUGUACUCCCGAAACUCAAUGAAAACAUGUUUCGCUGCAGAUCCCAUGUUACCUUAUCAUUUCUUUUCUCUUCACUUCAGUCAUCCUAUUUAUUUGUUGCUCCAGCUUUUGCUAAAGUUUCCUUCUCCAUUCUGAAAAUGGACGCCGUAGCUAAAGAUAGACCGAGUAUCUUGUUCCAAUGUGCGAGGCACGCUGCUACACGGUAGAAACUAAAAAUUGCUCUAACCCUCAUUGUAGUCUGUUUAGAUAAUUGAUGAAUUGCCUGUGAGGGAGAAUUAUAGGCUUUAUCGUGGGAAUCGGUUUCCAACAUAGGGCGCUACCUGUCUAUUUCAGUACCAGUCUCUACCUUCCCAUGUUGCUCCUCACACCAUCAAUAUAGAUCGAUGAACUAUUGAUUGGUUAUAUCACCAGAGGCUGCGAUCGGCAGUGUGAACCAAUCAGGUUUCAUUUUUUUGGUAAAAUUCUCAGGAUUCCAAUCCAACUUUCUCAUGCAUCACUCAGUGGAAGCUAUUUUCAUCAGGACACGAAAUGACAGUGCCAUCAUCAAUCGGUUUAUCGAUCUGUGUUGAUCGGGUGAUACAGGCGAAAAAGAGGAAACUUCUAGCUUUAGUUGGAAGUUAUUUCUCCGGCAUUAAAUGUAAGAGAGUCAACACUCUUGUUAUGCUUUAAAGGUUUUGCGGAUGAUUUUAGGAUUAUUAAGCAUAUGAUAGAAAAGGAUUUUCUCUUCCUGUCUGUGUUUAUACAUAUUUUUUGAGAUGUUUUUAAGAUGUUUUUAAAGUAUUUGUUUGAAAAAUAAAUGUAAAGUAUGAAUAUUUUCGCAA